AUGCCCUCCAGUCGCCCCCGGCCGCCAUAUGACCCCGAACUGCAGCCAAUCUUAAGCAGAUUCAAUUUCACACCAACCGUCACAACAGCACAUAUCGAAGAAGUGCGGAAAAAGUCAAGCCCUACUGUUGAUGAUGCCCUCGCCGGCCGAGCAAUUGCGCACGAAGAAUGUACCAUCCUGAGCUCUUACGGCAGCUCGGAUCUGAAAGUGUCAAUAUUCCGACCGACAGCAAUGACAGCUCGGCCUGCUUCCUCGUCAAGAUGUCAAAACCGUCCGGGGAUAUUUUACACCCACGGUGGCGGAAUGAUCGCGGGCAAUCGAUUUCUCGGUAUUGGUGUCAUCCUCGACUGGGUGGAAAAAUUUGAUGCGGUGUGCGUAUCGAUCGAGUAUCGAAUCCCUCCCGAGCAUCCGGACCCGACACCGAUCGAAGACUGCUAUGCGGGACUCCAGUGGACCAGUUUGAACGCUAGGAGCCUUGGGAUCGAUCCGAGUUUUCUGAUGAUUGCGGGAUCAUCGGCUGGAGGAGGACUGGCAGCAGGGACAGCGCUGCUGGCUAGAGAUCGCGGUGGACCACUGCUAUGUGCCCAGGUACUCAUUUGCCCCAUGCUAGACGAUCGUAACAUUACAGUUUCGAGUCAGCAGUAUGUUGAUGAAGGUACCUGGAGUAGAGACAGCAAUCAGACUGGAUGGAAGUGUCUGUUGGGAGAGCGACGUGGGCAGGAAAAUGUCAGCAUAUACGCUGCCCCUUCGCGAGCCACUGAUCUCUCCAAACUCCCCCCAGCCUUCAUCGAUGUCGGCACAGCCGAGGUUUUCAGAGAUGAAGCCGUUGCAUACGCGACCCUCCUCUGGGAAAGUGGAGUUCAGGCUGAAUUGCAUGUCUGGCCUGGCGGGUUCCAUGGGUUCGACCUUCUAGCGCCGAAUGCAAUUCUGUCAAUCAAUGCACGUGAAACAAGAUCGGCUUGGGUUCAUCGUUUGCUCUCUGGGGGUAAAACCCCAUAA
This is a messenger RNA of Penicillium samsonianum, 999 nucleotides long. RefSeq names its product alpha/beta hydrolase. Gene Ontology annotation, molecular function: hydrolase activity. Bases 1 to 999 code for a protein of 332 amino acids. The record is from RefSeq and is a predicted model, not a curated record. The transcript has a single exon. Lineage: Eukaryota; Fungi; Ascomycota; Eurotiomycetes; Eurotiales; Aspergillaceae.